Williopsis jadinii is the source of this 1242-nucleotide messenger RNA. It is a transcript of the gene TLG2, whose product is annotated as t-SNARE syntaxin TLG2. Gene Ontology annotation, cellular component: SNARE complex; membrane; endomembrane system. The transcript has a single exon. The record is from RefSeq and is a predicted model, not a curated record. Bases 45 to 1136 code for a protein of 363 amino acids. NCBI's taxonomy places the organism in Eukaryota, Fungi, Ascomycota, Saccharomycetes, Phaffomycetales, Wickerhamomycetaceae. Gene Ontology annotation, biological process: intracellular protein transport; vesicle fusion; vesicle-mediated transport. Gene Ontology annotation, molecular function: SNAP receptor activity; SNARE binding.
AUAGAAGUGUGUGAAGAGAUCAUACGAGAAAGUGAACCACUACGAUGUUUAGGGAUCGGACCAAUUUGUUUUUGUCUUAUAGAAGAACGUACCCUCAUCAUUCGAGGGUAUCGAGAUUUGACUCCCUUGGUGAGGAAGAGGAAGGAUUGAUCGGGACAUCAACGAAGAACAUUGAAAUGACCUCUUUGCCUCCUUCGUUCCUGGAAAUUGGCGAAGAGAUUGAUGAAUUGGUUGCUCAAAUCACAAAGCAGACGGAAAAGUUAAACGGAUUAUAUAAGAAGAAUUUGCUUCCCGGGUUCAAUGAUAGAACCACAGAUGAGGAAGAGAUCCAAAAGUUGAACUAUGAGAUUACGUCAAAGUUCCUCAGAUGCCAGAACUCCGUCAAGAAGUUUGAAACGUUGAAACGCGAUGAACGGUUAAAGAUUGAUGAUGUCAAUCUGAUCGAUAACAUGCAAAAGAACUAUGCCUUGACUAUUCAACAGCUGUCCUCAAACUUUAGGAAAUUGCAGAAUAACUAUAUCAAGUUCCUUAAGAAGGAUGAGUUUGAAGACACUCCUAAGUUGAAGCUUUCUUCAACAACUGAUCACAGCUAUAACCCAGCAGUGGAUGAAGAAGAUACUGAGCAGAUGGAGUCUUAUUCUAGAGAGGCUAUAAAGGAGUCCUCGACAAUAUUGCAGCAGAGUACCAAUAUCAACAACUCUAUCAUCAGACAGAGAGAACAAGAGAUUACCAAACUGGCACAAGGUGUGCUCGAAGUGUCGAGUAUCUUCAAGGACAUGCAAAAUAUGGUUAUUGAGCAAGGAACUGUGCUCGAUAGAAUCGACUACAACAUUGAAAAUACCAGAGUUGAGUUGAAACAAGCAAAUCAGGAGCUGACAAGAGCAACGCACUAUCAAAAGAGGACGCAGAAGUGUAAAAUCAUACUACUUCUGUCACUCGUUGUUCUGUUACUAUUUGUGAUAGUCGUUACAAAGCCUUAUCGUCACGUCCCAGGAACUGGUGGUAGUGGUAAUAGCAACAAUGAUAACAGCAAUGACAAUUCACAACCACAACCACCUACUGAUAACGAUGCUUCUGAUAGCGUUGAUAUACAGGUUGAUGAUCCAACUAUGUCAAAUGCCCAACUGUUCCUGUAGUUCACAUUCGCAUACCAUAAGAAUGCCAUGUCUAUAAUUGUUAUAGUAUAUAACGUGUUUACGAAUUAACAUUUACAUAAAGUACAAGAGCUAACGUUAGAUGUGG